Messenger RNA from Sclerotinia sclerotiorum 1980 UF-70, 186 nucleotides. RefSeq lists its product with no specific name. The record is from RefSeq and is a predicted model, not a curated record. Bases 1 to 186 code for a protein of 61 amino acids. Lineage: Eukaryota; Fungi; Ascomycota; Leotiomycetes; Helotiales; Sclerotiniaceae. The transcript has a single exon.
AUGGAUGGAGAUAGAAAGAGUAUGGAAACUAAAACGAAAACACGCGGCUUUUCACGAAGAAUAAGUAGGAGAAAUAUGGUGAUUACGCAUGAAGCUUUAGACCACUUGAUUUACAAGUUUGAAGACAAGGUUCAAACGCCAAAGCUGUAUGCCAGACACAAGCUGCGGCAUACUGGUGGAGAAUGA